UGAUCUUGGCAUCACUAUACGAACAAGACGACGUAGAGGGGAACAAGUGUUUAUUUACCUUUUAGAAUGUCGAACUCUGGCGACGAUUUUCAGGUGGUUACGCGCAAAAAAUGGAUGGCCAGGAAGUGUCUGAGGCGGCGCGACCACCGUAAGUCUGAGAGCGAUUAUUUAAACGACUGCCCCGAUGUCAAUGUAGAGAAGUUUCAGCCACGGUUGGAGCGUCUUUGCGGAGAAAUGCGCCAAAGCGACUACUUCUUAGUAGCUAUGGAAACGCUACAGCAGCAGUUGGAUACGCUUAAAACCCCGCUGAAACGGAUAGUGUGCCUGGGUCUGGGCCCCUUCACCCGAACCCACCAAGCUCUCCACCAGGCAGCUUUUAUUCUUGGCCUGCAACAGCACCACAAUAUCGAGGAGGCUCUUUAUUUUGAUCCUGUAUUCCGGGACAGCGAGGCAGAGCUUAUCCACCUGUUCAACGGCCGGCUGAUGAGUGAGGACUGCGCAGGAAAGCAUGAGGCCACUGUGCCCACUCUAUACUAUCUGCCCCAUUGCCCCUACGCCCUAAUGCACAACAUUUUGUGGAGCAACUGGCAGCGAACAACGUUGCCCAACGUGCUCCUAAUCUCUAACAGCUUUGAAAUGCUUACGAUGGCGCGGAGAAAUCAACAGGAUCACAUAACCAAAGUAUUUGAAUUCUGUACGGAAACUGCCCUGGAUGAUGACUACGAGCACCGCAACGUAUUCAACGACCUAUCACUGCACACUUUUCCCCAGGAAGCUCUGCCACAAAAGGAUGAUUCGGACUUUUGGACACGGUAUCCAGCCCUAAAAGUAAAUGACGACGAGCUGGUGACGGAGGUGGAAACAAAUUUGGCAACUUUGAAUUUAUCAUCGGAUUAA
Molecule: messenger RNA, 897 nt
Organism: Drosophila ananassae
Lineage: Eukaryota; Metazoa; Arthropoda; Insecta; Diptera; Drosophilidae
Product: SRR1-like protein
Exons: 2
Coding region: 67-897 (276 amino acids)
Biological process (GO): microtubule-based process
Cellular component (GO): nucleus; cytoplasm
Source: RefSeq, a predicted model, not a curated record